Saccoglossus kowalevskii is the source of this 1515-nucleotide messenger RNA. RefSeq names its product beta-1,4 N-acetylgalactosaminyltransferase 1-like. The record is from RefSeq and is a predicted model, not a curated record. Lineage: Eukaryota; Metazoa; Hemichordata; Enteropneusta; Harrimaniidae.
AUGAACUUUAGUCUUAAACUUUGUCUAACUUUCCUCAUAUUAGUCGGGACUGCGUCGAUGAUAAUAUCGUUCGCUUAUUUGAAUCUCUACGUACCAACCUCCAUCAAACGUAUCGUUGAGGCCGCCACUAAAAGUGACGUCAUAUCCGGCAAGCGCUUGUCUUUCCUGGAAGAGCAUUAUCGAAAGACUAUGUCGUUGGACGAGGCUAAAUGCUCAUGCAAAGAAGGUGGCGAUGCUGACAGGAUAUAUUUCGGCAGUUCCUUACAGGAAUACGGCCAGCGAGGAAGUCUGGACAGGGAGGAAUGGGAGAAAAAACAAGAAGAGGAGCGAGAACCGAUCGUAGUUUGUCCAUCCCUUUCCCCGCUUGAGUACGUUGGUGGCGGUAUAACGGUAGAACCCAAGAAAUAUGUGCGAUUGGUUGGCCUCAACGCCCAUGAGAGUUUGAUAUCAUCCACCAUUGAGGGCGACAUUGUCAUCACGUUUACAUCUCUGAAAGAAUUCGGCAAGAUUUUCAUCGAAACUCCGGAAUAUUACAAGGAUUUUGUUUCCACAGAAAACAACGUGCAAAAAAGCGCCACCAUGCGGGUUAAACGAGAUUUAACAUUAAUCAAUAUUAUGUUGAAAAACGUCCAAUAUUACAGUUCAUACUAUGACGUCAACCACCGCGAUGUUGUGGAAAUCAAAGUGUUAAAUUUUGUUCUUCACGUUCAUGUUCAUAUUCAGCGAAAGAAUCCACCGCGAUUGUACGACCCCGGUCCUGAUAACCACGUGAGCCGAAAGGUUACCGUGAUCACAGCCAUACACAAUUACGUCAAAGUCCGAACACUUUUAGAAAGCGUGCGCAAAUUCUAUCACAACACCACGAUCAUUGUUGCUGAUUACACGCCCCCUACCGAGACCCAGAAACUGAACAUGUCCGGUGUCAAACAGUAUUUUCUGCCGGAAAAACACAACAAGUUCGCCGCUAUGAGUUUAGCCAUUAGUCAGGUUCGUACCAAAUACUUUCUCUACCUCGGUGACGACAACGUAUUCACCGAACGCACGGAGCUUGAACUUUUCGUAGAAAAGCUCGACGAUACCACCGAGAGAUUGGACGUCGUCGGCGGGUUCUUCGUCGAUGAGAACGGCGAAAUUGUGGACGGCGACCGACUGUAUAUGCGCUUUGAGAGUGCGACUGGCGGUAUGGAUGGGGACUGCAUGCACUUGAACUACGGCAGUUAUCGAGCCUUAGUGACGUUCCCUCAGUGUGUUGUAGUCGACGCCGUCGGAGAAUUCUUCAUGGGAAAAACACUACCAUGGUGGGACGUCAGCUUCGACCCGAACAACCUUUCGCUGGGUUUGACAUCCGUGUUCAUGGAAGCCCUAGGAAAGCUACGCAUCGCUCUUUGUACCGACGCGACUGUUCAGAACACAGCGGUAUAUGACACUGAGGACCACGUCGAUAGCGGCGUAUCUGUGCACUCAGCUGCCAAGGAUUUCAUGUUUAAAACCAAUUUACACUGUUUCACGAUUUAG